This is a messenger RNA of Lasiosphaeria miniovina, 729 nucleotides long. RefSeq lists its product as uncharacterized. The coding region runs from base 1 to 729 and encodes 242 amino acids. Gene Ontology annotation, molecular function: oxidoreductase activity, acting on the CH-OH group of donors, NAD or NADP as acceptor. The transcript has 5 exons. NCBI's taxonomy places the organism in Eukaryota, Fungi, Ascomycota, Sordariomycetes, Sordariales, Lasiosphaeriaceae. The record is from RefSeq and is a predicted model, not a curated record.
AUGAGAGCGCUGCCGUCGCUGGUGGGCAAGACUGCGGCCAUCACGGGCGCGACCGGCGGCAUAGGCUUUGCUAUCGCGACUCGGUUCGCCCAGGAGGGCGCCAGCGUGGUGCUGCUUGGCCGGAGCAAGGCCAAGCUCGAGCGCGCGUUGGGCGAGAUACAGAGCGAUAGAGAUCAGCACCGCCAGAAAUUCUCAUCGGCCGUUCUUGAUGUUGCAAACUUUGAGCAGUGGAAAGAUGUGGCGAAGGAGCACGACAAGAUCGACAUCCUCGUCAACUGCGCCGGCAUCACCCAGAAGUCGCUGCUCGUCAAGACGGAGCCCAGCGAGGUCAUGGACAUCGUGAACACGAACCUGACCGGCGCCAUCUGGGGCUGCAAAGCCGUUGGAAAGCCCAUGCUGAGACGGAAGAGCGGCUGCAUCAUCAACGUCUCGAGCCUGUUGGCAGUCAAGGCGCACUUUGGCACAGCCAUCUACGGUGCCACGAAGGCAGCGCUACUCGGUCUAACCGGAACCCUUGCCAUCGAAUACGGGCAUUUCGGCGUCAGAGUCAAUGCUAUUGUUCCUGGAUAUAUCUCGACGCUCAUGACAAACGACAUCCUCAAGCGUGCCAUCCCGCUGCAUCGUUUCGGUUUGCCGCACGAGAUCGCUGAUGCUGCCGUGUUUCUUGCAAAUAACACCUAUACAAAUAAUUGCAUUCUUAAUGUCGACGGCGGUCUCAGUGCCGGUUGA